Molecule: messenger RNA, 1818 nt
Organism: Laccaria bicolor S238N-H82
Lineage: Eukaryota; Fungi; Basidiomycota; Agaricomycetes; Agaricales; Hydnangiaceae
Exons: 7
Coding region: 1-1818 (605 amino acids)
Source: RefSeq, a predicted model, not a curated record
AUGGAUCCAGCCUAUCUGAACAAGAAGAUCGUCGACCUGAGUGAUGACGAGCUCAUUGCCCUCGGGUUCCAGGGCGAAAACGUUGCUCCAGGUAUCAAACGUAUGGUUGACAAGGUGAAAGCCGACCCCAUUCACCUAGGCACCGUGACCUGCUUUAUGGUCGACUGUCUUAAGCGCAGAUACACCGUUCAGGCUUCCCCACAAGAUGCUACUCAGUCGCCUGCCUCUCCUACCUCUCCCGUGUCUGCCACCCUUAGUCAGGCCGAGACUGUCUACCCAGAGCUCAGAAGCGACUCGGACGCCCACACCGUCGUCGCCCCCAACCUGAUUUCCAAGUUUGAGAUGAAGUACUGGUACCACGGCAUCUCCGGCGACCCUCCCAAGCUCUUGUGGCGUUCCGAUCUCAAAAGUAACCCCUUCCCCAACCCCCCGCCUGGGGCCAGGUUCUUUAAGAUCCCUACCAAGACCGCCCACGGCGUCUUUAACACGCCGCUUAACGACGUGUGGGACGAAGUCGCUCCUCGGAUCCUUGCGUCAAUGAAGGCCCACAGCCUUAAGUACUCCGCGCUCAAGACGGUUCGCUUCUCGACCGUUGAGGACGGUAAGGACGAAACUCUCGGCCCCGUCGUCGUGUGGAUUGCCGUUCGUCCCAACACUACCAACGCAGGGGCUGUUCGUGAUGCUACGCCAGACAUCCUCCACAUCCUCGCUGAUGUGCGGAUUACCGAUGUCAUCGUCGAGUGGUACGAGGCGUCGGUCGUCAGGCUGGUCGGUCCACCUUUGAUGAGCGUCGAGGACAACACUGACCCCAAGUUUGGCCUCAAUCACCCGUUCAACACUGGCCUAGGCAUCCCCAUCGCUAGGCAGUCCGACGACGCGCAGGGCACCCUCACGCUCCUGUUCAAGGAAAUGAAGACGAGCAGUGGCGAGCCAAGCGAGAGGAUUCUCGCCCUCACCAGCAAACACGUCGCCUCCGUCGACACCACACCGAUUACAAGUUCGACGGGGCCAACCCUCAGCACAUCCUCCGACGUCGUCAUACUUGCCGGAGAAAUCGAGGCCUUGGAGUCAAAGUUGGGCACGCCCAAGGAGAACAGGACGGCUCUGAAACUCAAGAAGAAUGCUCUGAACGCUCUGAACGAGGACAACCCCAUGCUUCAGACCUUCUUUGACGAAGUCAACGCCGACUGGUUUGGUGUUGUCGACUGGGCUCCCAAGAUCUCAGCCAGGGUUGAUGACUGCCACUACACUCGUGACAUCGCCACGUUUGCGGUCUAUGGGGAGAAGCUCAAGAAUUUUGAACGUAACAUCGUCGAUCUAGGAAACCAAUACACCAGCCGUCAGCUCGGGGAUCACUUCUGGCCCGUCGCUGCCGUUCUAGAGGGUAGGACGAUCCCAGCCAACCGGCAGCUUCCCAUCCGUUGCGCUCUUACUGGUCGCCGCCUCAGCAAUCCCGACACACAGGACAAGAAUGGCAAUCCCCUGUACAUCGUGGGCAAGUACGGCAACACGACCAAGCUUACCUUGGGCCGCUACUCGGGCAUGGACGCCUAUAUCUGCACCGACCUCGGACUCGAGUCUAGGGAGAUGGUCGUCUAUAACUAUCACAAGACUUUUGGCAACUUUUCGGAUUAUGGGGACUCGGGAUCUCUUAUUUUUACGGGCGACGGCGAUGCGCUUGCCUCGUUGCACUCGGGAAUGCCUCGAGGCACGGACAACCAUGUUACUUAUGCUACGCCUAUUUGGUGGGUUAUUAAGCAGGUCCUGGUCGAGUAUCCCUUCGCCGAGUUUUACGGCAUCACUUGCAGUUUUGACUGA